AUGAAUUGGAAGUUGAUUUUAAUACUUGGGCUAAUGGAGACAAACUAUUUCCGCUAAGAGACCAUUAUAUUUAUAUUGAAAUAAGAAAUAAUGAUGUCUUUCGGGGUCCACCUAACAAAACAACAAAUGCCAAACAUCCUGGUCCAAGCGAGGAACUACAUAAACGAAAUCUUACAGCAGAAAUAAAUGUAACAAUCAGAGCUGGUGAUGGUAUUUUUCAUGAAUUUUAUAAAAGAAGAAAGACAUGUUCGGCUGGUUUUUUUGUACGUUCCAACAAAAGAAUUAAAAGUAAAAAAUUGGGUAAUUACAAAACUUAUGUCAUAACCGAAAGAAAUUAUUGCUUUGAAGGAGAUGCCACUACCAAAGGAAAAACAUUUUUACAUCUGCCAUGGAAUUCGAAUCUUCCUACGUAUAAAACGAAAUCUGUGGGUACCAUGGAACUCCCGAAUUUUGCGAAUCCAUACAAUUUUGCUGAAAUCCAGAUGACAAGUCAGUCCAAAAUUAAAAGGUUACCAACUAUAAGAGAUCAACUUUAUCAAGAGCUACGUAUACAUGAUACUAAAAAAGAAAGUGAAACUAUCCCUGGAGGUCACAUAUGCCAUUCAGGGUUUGGUACACAUGUUACCUGUGGAUAUAUAAUAGCUUUUAAUGGAUUUUAUUGGGAUGAAAAUAAAAGAAUAUCUGAACGUUUGAUAAUUACAGAUAUGCAAACCGAUAAAGAAGAUUUAGGUGGUCCUGUAUUUAUGUAUACUACAGAGG
This is a messenger RNA of Ambispora leptoticha, 759 nucleotides long. The record is from the annotation of a GenBank genome assembly. Lineage: Eukaryota; Fungi; Glomeromycota; Glomeromycetes; Archaeosporales; Ambisporaceae.